Molecule: messenger RNA, 1283 nt
Organism: Umbelopsis ramanniana AG
Lineage: Eukaryota; Fungi; Mucoromycota; Umbelopsidomycetes; Umbelopsidales; Umbelopsidaceae
Exons: 11
Coding region: 57-1157 (366 amino acids)
Biological process (GO): cytoskeleton-dependent cytokinesis
Cellular component (GO): septin complex; cell division site; cytosol
Molecular function (GO): molecular adaptor activity; GTP binding; GTPase activity
Source: RefSeq, a predicted model, not a curated record
ACCAACAGCAGGUGCUCCUUCUUCUUCCUCCAUCCAAUCAAGAAACAUUUUUCAUAAUGGCACACAGACUAGGCGGUCGUAGAAAGAACGUGAAAAAGGGAUUCCAAUUCACCUUCAUGGUAGUUGGUGCCUCGGGAACUGGCCGAACCACCUUUGUCAAUACUCUCUGUGAUUCUGGUGUUCUUCCCAAAAAGAUCUCUGAUAACCCUGAGGAAGCCCACAACGAAGCAGGCAUUAAGAUUAAGCCUGUCUCUGUUGAACUCGACGAAGAUGGUGUCAGAAUCUCUUUGACCAUUGUUGAUACUCCUGGAUUUGGUGAUAACAUAGACAAUGAGAAAUGCUUCCAGGAAAUUGUUGGUUAUUUGGAAAGCCAAUACGACGAUAUUCUCGCCGAAGAAAACAGAAUCAAGCGUAACCCACGAUUCCGUGACAACCGUGUGCAUGCAUUGCUUUAUUUCAUUGCACCCACCGGCCAUGCUCUCCGAGAGAUUGACAUCGAGUUGAUGCGUCGCCUCAGCCCUCGCGUUAACGUUAUUCCCGUCAUUGGCCGCGCUGAUUCACUCACCCCACAAGAAUUGCGCGACUUCAAGCGACGUAUCAUGGAGGAUAUUGAGCACUACAAUAUUCCCAUUUACAACUUCCCUUACGAUCCUGAGGAAGAUGAUGAGGAUACCGUCGAGGAGAACAGCGAAUUGAGGACACUUCUUCCUUUCGCUAUCAUUGGUAGCGACGAAGAAAUUGUUGUUAAUGGACGUACAGUUCGCGGUCGUCAAUACCCAUGGGGUGCCGUCGAAGUUGACAAUCCCAAGCACUCUGAUUUCGCUCGCUUGAGAUCUGCACUCCUGAGUUCCCAUCUCCAGGACCUUAAGGAAAUUACUCACGACUUCUUGUACGAGAACUACCGUACCGAGAAGCUCAGCCGCACAAUCAAUGGUGGUGACCAAGAUGGUGCUGCUCUUGAUGCUGACGAGAUGGCAAGUCAAAGCGUCCGAUUGAAGGAGGAACAGCUCAGGAGAGAAGAGGAGAAGCUCCGUGAUAUCGAGCUCAAAGUGCAAAAGGAAAUUCAGGAGAAGAGACAGGAACUUCUGGCGAAGGAGGAAGCUCUACGCAGUCUCGAAGCCAGACUUGCAGCUGCACAACUGCAAGAUGCAGCCUAGAUUUUUUCUCCCUAUCCACCUCUUUUUUUUUACGUCUUUUUCUGCCUGCUCAUCUUCACGUCCAAUGCAACCAAAAAAGGAUUUCCCACUUUUACCAUGUUUCUACUCUUGUGAACUGCGCGACAC